This is a messenger RNA of Coccinella septempunctata (seven-spotted ladybird), 2029 nucleotides long. It is a transcript of the gene pix, whose product is annotated as protein Pixie. Bases 146 to 1972 code for a protein of 608 amino acids. The record is from RefSeq and is a predicted model, not a curated record. Gene Ontology annotation, biological process: ribosomal subunit export from nucleus; translational termination; translational initiation. The transcript has 10 exons. Lineage: Eukaryota; Metazoa; Arthropoda; Insecta; Coleoptera; Coccinellidae. Gene Ontology annotation, molecular function: ATP binding; ATP hydrolysis activity; iron ion binding.
ACUGCAAAGAGCACUAUUCUCAGGGGCUGCUCUUUCUUCGCUAAAUAUUUGGAAUUCUGAAAGUGUACUCCCUUUUCGAUAUAUGUGGGUUAAUAUUUUUCAUUAUAAUUUUUGAAGCGACGACCUCGCUCUUAUUGAAAGAAAAAUGUCCAAAAGAAAAAAUCAAGAAGAAAGUGACAAGCUUACUCGAAUUGCCAUAGUUAAUGCUGAUAAGUGUAAACCCAAGAGAUGUAGGCAAGAAUGUAAAAAAUCUUGUCCAGUUGUUCGAAUGGGAAAAUUAUGUAUUGAAGUAUUACCCAACAGUAAAAUAGCUUCAAUUUCUGAAGAAUUAUGCAUUGGUUGUGGUAUUUGCGUCAAAAAAUGUCCAUUUGAAGCUAUUACUAUCAUUAAUCUGCCUAGUAAUUUGGAACGAGAUACUACUCAUCGUUAUGGUAAAAAUUCUUUCAAAUUGCACAGACUGCCAAUUCCUCGGCCAGGUGAAGUCUUGGGACUGGUAGGUACCAAUGGGAUUGGUAAAUCCACUGCCCUUAAGAUAUUAGCUGGAAAGCAAAAACCUAAUCUAGGAAAGUAUAUGGAACCUCCAGAUUGGACUGAAAUUUUAAGUCAUUUCAGAGGUAGUGAGUUGCAGAAUUAUUUUACAAAAAUUCUGGAAGAUGAUCUGAAAGCUCUGAUUAAACCUCAAUAUGUAGAUCAAAUUCCUAAAGCAGUAAAGGGUACUGUUGGCCAAUUAUUAACAAGGAAGAGUGAAAUGGAUAAUCAAGAAGAAAUAUGUAAAAUGCUGGAUUUGAGUCAUAUUCAAGAGAGAGAAAUAGCAGCUUUGUCAGGAGGAGAAUUACAGCGAUUUGCAUGUGCUAUGGUGUGCAUUCAAAAUGGUGACAUUUUCAUGUUUGACGAGCCUUCUUCUUAUUUGGAUGUGAAACAACGUUUAAAUGCUGCUCUUACCAUUAGAUCCUUGAUUCACCCUGAUAAAUUCAUCAUCGUGGUGGAGCAUGACUUAAGUGUCCUGGACUACUUAUCAGAUUUCAUUUGCUGUCUGUAUGGAGUACCUGGAGCUUAUGGAGUGGUUACUAUGCCUUUCUCUGUUCGAGAAGGUAUCAAUAUUUUUCUCGAUGGUUUUGUACCAACUGAAAACUUGCGAUUCAGAGAUGAGUCCCUUGUGUUCAAAGUAGCAGAAUCUGCUACUGAAGAAGAGGUCAAGCGUAUGAAUCAUUAUGAAUAUCCUGGCAUGAAGAAAACAAUGGGGAAUUUCAAAUUAGAAGUGGUGAAAGGUCAAUUUUCGGAUUCUGAAAUCUUGGUUCUACUUGGAGAAAAUGGUACUGGCAAAACGACAUUCAUCAGAAUGCUGGCUGGUAAUCUCGAACCAGAUACUGGCUCAGCUGAUUUGCCACAGCUACAUAUAAGCUACAAACCACAGAAAAUAAGUCCAAAAUCUCAAGGAUUGGUGCGGCAACUACUUCAUGAGAAAAUCAGAGAUGCAUAUGUACAUCCACAGUUUAUUACCGACGUCAUGAAACCACUGAAAAUAGAAGACAUCAUUGACCAGGAAGUUCAAAAUUUAUCAGGAGGAGAAUUGCAAAGGGUUGCAAUGACUUUGUGUUUGGGUAAACCAGCCGAUGUUUAUUUGAUUGAUGAACCUAGCGCCUACUUAGACUCUGAGCAACGUUUAGUAGCCGCCAAAGUUAUUAAAAGAUUCAUUCUUCAUGCUAAAAAAACAGGAUUCGUGGUAGAGCACGAUUUCAUCAUGGCUACUUAUUUAGCAGACAGAGUAAUAGUUUUCGAGGGACAGCCAUCUGUUAAUACUACUGCUCACUCUCCUCAAACUCUUCUUGCUGGAAUGAAUCGUUUCUUGGAGUUGUUGGGUAUUACAUUCCGGAGAGAUCCUAACAAUUUCCGUCCCAGGAUUAAUAAGUUGGAGUCUGUUAAAGAUUGUGAACAGAAACGUCUGGGGCAGUAUUUCUUUUUGGAGGACUAAUUUUUAAUUGUAUUUCUAUGCAUUUAUAUGUGACAAGAAUACAUUGAUAAACAUGAA